Echinococcus granulosus is the source of this 582-nucleotide messenger RNA. RefSeq lists its product as hypothetical. Bases 1 to 582 code for a protein of 193 amino acids. NCBI's taxonomy places the organism in Eukaryota, Metazoa, Platyhelminthes, Cestoda, Cyclophyllidea, Taeniidae. The record is from RefSeq and is a predicted model, not a curated record. The transcript has 4 exons.
AUGGACACCGAGGUGCCGCGACCAAAGUAUCUACACAACGUUCAACACCUUCCAACCUCACCCAGCCGAGAUGAGGAGGCGAAACGCACACGGUAUCGCAAAUUCUUGAAAAUCCGGACUCUCGUCUUCUUCGCCCUUGCGGUCUGUUUCCUUUCCUUGGGCAUCUUCCUCCUGGUUAGGUACAAUCAGCCCAACGGGCUGACCUAUCAAGCAGCAAUUCUCUUAGUCCUUUACAACGACGAUACAUGGGCUUCCACGGGAUCAAGCGUCGCUCGCUCCUGUGGCAUCCUCUUCACGGUACUCGGUGUCGCUUUCGCCAUUACCACCUCCGUCUACUGUCCAACAUUCAUCAAACUCAUUGCUUCUCGAUCUGGAUCAGUCAUUUAUCAUCCCAAGAGCGCUGAGGCUCUAACAAAAAUGAGGUAUCCAAGGCAUAAAGUGGAGAAGAUGCCACCAAUUCCACCAACAAUGGCGACGAUGGGGCUGCCCCGAGUCCUUCCACCAGCUCCAUUUCCUACAGGCGUGUUUGUUGAACCCUCGGCACCACCACCUUACAGUGAAGUGGAGAAGAUGCAAUAUUGA